CACUGUAUGAUAUAAGAUUAAUCAAAAAAGUGUCGUAACUUGACUAACGGUUGAACGGAAUAAUUGUGACAUUAACUUUUUAAGCGUUAUUUCUAUGUAUUUUGUCAUAAUUUGUAUAAAUUAUAUUAUUAAAAAUAAAAUAAGAAUUUCUAAUAAAAUGUAUUUUUAAAAAAUUAUAUUGUAUUAUAAAUAGGGGAUUUUUCGAUCUGAAACUUCAAAUUAUUUCAUAUAUUAAAAAAUUAAAUACUUUUUGGUGUAUAUGAUUAUGCCAUAUCGUUUGAAUUAUACAUCGUCAUGUAAUAUUAUAUUUGUAUUAUGCAUCAACUAUUGUUUUAUUAAAUUACAAUAGAUUUUUUGUAAAAUUAUAAUGGGAGAUGACUGCAACGUAACAAUAAAAGAGGUAUUUCAAGAACCUCGAAAAAGAUUUUGGCUGAGAUCGAGAAAACGACCAAAAAGUGAUGUAGUUAGUGUUAAUUCUAUGGAUAUAUCUAUAGAAUCAGAUACUGGAAAAAAGAAAAAGAGACGUAGAAUUACAGAAGUAGCUAGUAGUAUAUUCUCUUCUAGUACUUUGGGCGUAAAAGUUGGGAAUACUCUUCAUAGAUCAUUUAGUAUUCAACAAAACACAGAUGAUUUUUUAUUUACCGAUGAAGACGCUCAUGCAAAUACAAUAAGGAAAAAACGGAGAAACAGUUCAGAUGGUACAAAUAAUUUUACGCUUAGAAGUUGGUUGCUCGAUAUAGCAAAUGCAAACGUUAAAGAAACAUUAAAUAGCACUUUAGGUCAAAGAGAAGUAAAAAGACAAGAGGCAAUUUAUGAAUUAUGUUGCGGAGAAAACUUACUCAUUGAUGAACUUACAAUUCUUCAUGAUCAUUAUUAUGCACCAUUGGUUUCUAGUAAUAUAUUCACUUUGCAAGAAAUACGUACACUGUUCAGUGAUCUUACAAGAAUUAUUGAAAUUCACGGUAAUUUACGAAAUGAGUUGAUUAAUUUACGAGAUUGUUCAGGAUUUACAGACAACAUUGGUGCUACAAUACUCAAUUGGAUACCAAAAUUAACGGAACCUUAUUUAGAAAGAUGUAGAACACAAGUAUGGGCAAGGCAUUUACUCGAGGAAAAGAAAGCAACUAAUAAACGUUUCCAGGCAUUUUUAAAAAGAAAGUUAGGAUCACCCCAUUCUCUUGACUUAUGGGCUUACUUAGAUGUACCAAGAUCAAGAAUAGUUAAAUAUCCUUUAUUGAUCAAAGAAAUAUUAAGACAUACUACUAUUGAUCAUUUAGAUCAAAUUCCGUUACAGGAAUCAAUUAAUAAACUCACAGAAUUACUACAAAAUAUUGAUGAAGCUAUGGGAAAAGCUGAAUGCAAAUUAGCUCAAACAAAAAUCAAUAUUAAAAAUGAAUAUGAUCCAACUGAAUGUAUUAAUAAUGCUACAGAAUUAAUUACAGAGGGGCAAUUGAAAGAUGCGAGAGGAAUGAAAUUUUAUUGUUUUCUUUUUGAUACGUGUUUUGCUAUGACACGCUCUACAAGACGUAUACCUAAAAAAUAUAAUCUAUAUUUUCCUGUUAUACCAAGAGAGCAAAUAUCAUUAUGUACCGAACAGAAAAAUUGUACAGAUUUUGGAUUUAAAAUCGGUGAUUACUUUCUCAUAUCAGAAGAUAAACACGGUAAACGGCAUUGGACUGAUGCCUGCAAUAAAAUUAUUAACUCUUUAAAUACUAAAGAAAAUAAUGGUAAUGAAAAUAAGUUAAAUUUAAUAAUGCAAACGCCUAACCGGUCUAUACGAAAAUCAGGAAAUAGUAAAGAUGAAAACUUUACUUUUCCUUUAAAAAAAAAUGUUUUAAAACAAAAACAAAACAGUAUUUCUUUCGAUAAAUAACAUAAUUAUAAUUACAAUUGCACGUAUAAAUAAGUUUUUUACAAUUAUUUCAUUUUAAUACAAAUAAUUAUUUGUAUGUAAUUUUAUUUGUGUAAUUGAAACACUUGUAGAAUAAUAUUAAUUGAAUGUAUAUUUAUAUAUAUAUAUAUGAAAAAUACUGUUAAAAGUACUUAUAUUUUUCAAUUCAAACUAAUAUAUGUAUUUUAUAUUAAUUUACUCAUGAGAGAAUUGUUCUGUGAUGGAAUCAUUCCACUAUAUUUUAUCAAUAUAAUGUUGAUCACAAUUCUAAACAUGUAAUGAUUAAAUUUUUAUUUAAUAUAGAUAAAUAUUUAUUCC
This is a messenger RNA of Polistes canadensis, 2209 nucleotides long. Its product is annotated as neuroepithelial cell-transforming gene 1 protein-like. Lineage: Eukaryota; Metazoa; Arthropoda; Insecta; Hymenoptera; Vespidae. Gene Ontology annotation, molecular function: guanyl-nucleotide exchange factor activity. Gene Ontology annotation, biological process: intracellular signal transduction; positive regulation of Rho protein signal transduction. The record is from RefSeq and is a predicted model, not a curated record. The coding region runs from base 368 to 1873 and encodes 501 amino acids. The transcript is spliced from 5 exons.